UCCCCUUCAAUAUACACCUUCCUUUCAACACUCUCUCUCGUCUCUCAACUCUCUGCAUUCAUUCAUGUACUUCUUCUUUACUUAGUCUUUGUUCUUUCACUUUCCUUCUUCAUAUUUUCCUUUCACUUUCCUUUUUCAUUCAAAAUGUCAACAAUUUUUUUCUUCCUUUUUUGCCUUUCCCACAUUUUCCUCCCUUCCAUUAAUGCUAACUAUUGGCCGCCUUCCCCUGGCUAUUAUCCAAGUUCAAAAUUCAGGUCCAUGAGUUUUUAUCAAGGAUUUAAAAAUCUUUGGGGACCUAAUCAUCAAAGUGUAAACAAUAAUGGCAUUAAUAUUUGGCUUGAUAGAACUUCAGGAAGUGGAUUCAAGUCGGUUAAACCGUUUCGAUCCGGGUAUUUUGGUGCUUCCAUUAAACUCCAACCCGGCUACACGGCUGGAGUUAUUACUGCUUUCUAUCUUUCAAAUAAUGAAGCACAUCCAGGGUUCCAUGAUGAAGUGGACAUAGAGUUUCUUGGAACAACAUUUGGAAAACCAUACACAUUGCAAACAAAUGUUUAUAUUAGAGGAAGUGGAGAUGGGAAAAUUGUUGGAAGGGAAAUGAAAUUUCAUUUGUGGUUUGAUCCCACAAAGGGUUUUCAUCACUAUGCUAUUUUGUGGAGUCCUAGAGAAAUCAUAUUUUUAGUGGAUGAUGUGCCAAUAAGGAGGUAUGCAAGGAAGAGUGUGAAAACAUUUCCACGAAGGCCAAUGUGGUUAUAUGGAUCUAUAUGGGAUGCAUCUUCAUGGGCUACCGAGGAUGGAAAAUACAAAGCCGACUAUAGGUACCAACCAUUCUUCGGAAAAUUCACGAAUUUCAAGGCGAGCGGUUGCACAGCCUAUUCACCGCGGUGGUGCCACCCCGUGUCCGCCUCGCCAUAUCGGUCCGGCGGUCUUUCUAGGCAACAACGUCAGGCCAUGAAUUGGGUUCGAAAUCACUAUUUGGUCUACGACUAUUGCAGAGAUUCUAAAAGAGACCAUUCCCUUACACCAGAAUGUUGGCGUUAAAUAGAGCAAUCUGUUGAUGUCAACUUCACCGGAAGAACGGAACAAAGCGAACUGCUGAAGCUGUGGGAUGUAAAAGUACAGUAAUGAAGUGUCAAUCUUUCAUAGGAUUAAUUAUCCUAUCUUGUGUUACUACCUUUUUUUGUUUCAUUUUAUUGGGUAUGGGUGUUGUGUGUGUGGAGGAGGGGUCUUGUGACGGGUCCCACUUGUCAAUAGCAAUUGCAAGAGUAGUUGAGCGUCCAAGCCUAUAAACUCCAAAAUGAAAAAUUAAUAAUACAAAAAGAAUGAAAAUGGCGUGUCUUUUUAUUUA
Molecule: messenger RNA, 1345 nt
Organism: Lycium barbarum (goji berry)
Lineage: Eukaryota; Viridiplantae; Streptophyta; Magnoliopsida; Solanales; Solanaceae
Product: probable xyloglucan endotransglucosylase/hydrolase protein 32
Exons: 4
Coding region: 145-1038 (297 amino acids)
Biological process (GO): xyloglucan metabolic process; cell wall biogenesis
Cellular component (GO): cell wall; apoplast
Molecular function (GO): hydrolase activity, hydrolyzing O-glycosyl compounds; xyloglucan:xyloglucosyl transferase activity
Source: RefSeq, a predicted model, not a curated record